Messenger RNA from Mesocricetus auratus (golden hamster), 2394 nucleotides. RefSeq names its product armadillo repeat containing 6 (gene Armc6). The transcript is spliced from 9 exons. Bases 415 to 1902 code for a protein of 495 amino acids. NCBI's taxonomy places the organism in Eukaryota, Metazoa, Chordata, Mammalia, Rodentia, Cricetidae. Gene Ontology annotation, molecular function: protein binding. The record is from RefSeq and is a predicted model, not a curated record. Gene Ontology annotation, biological process: hematopoietic progenitor cell differentiation.
GACGGUGACCGGAAGGAGCCAAAGGCGGGGCCUCGGGCGGCGACUGCGAACCCCGCCCUUUCCCCCGCGUGGACCGGCGGGCGCGGGCUGGUGUGUCUGCGCGGCCCCCUGGAGAGUCGUGCCGCCUCGGGGUGCGGUCUCGCCGGCGCGCGGUUGCCUCUAGGCAGUGGGGCGAGGACGCCCGUGCGGGACGGAAAGCUAGAAGAGGGUGUCAGAUGCCUGUUCUGGAGUUGCAGGUGUCUGAACUGCCAGAUGUGUGUGCUGGAAGCUGAGCCCUAGCCCUCAUGAUGCCUUCUCAGCCCUCAUGAUGGAGCAGCAUGCCUUCUCAGCCCUGAGGCUUCUCCAGCACAGUUUCCACACUCUUUCUUCUAGACAGAGUCUCACUGUGUUACCCAAACUGGCCUGGAGCUUGUGAUGCCCCUGCCUCAGCCUCCUCUGCUUGGUCGCAGCUUGUACCAUGAGGCCCAGCUAAGCACACAUACCAGACAUGCAGAGAUGGCUUCCAAGCGCAUCACGCAGGAAACCUUUGAUGCUGCAGUGAAGGAGAAUAUUGAGGAGUUUGAGAUGGGUGCUGAGGAGGCUGUUCGAGAGGCUGUGGAGCAGUUUGAAUCACAAGGGGUUGAUCUGAGUAACAUCGUGAAGACAGCACCCAAAGUGUCCUUGGAUAGCCUCCAGGAGCCCACACAUGAUGUCCUGCAGGCUCUUAAUGAUCUGCAGGAGUCCCUGACUGGGUCUCGGCCCCAGGAGGUGUCGGUCCACCUUGCCCGCUUCUGUGACCAGUGCAGGCAGCAGAAGGCCAGCCGGUACCUGGCAGCCCAGAAGGGGGCCUACCCCAUCCUCCUGGCUGCCUGGCAACUCGCUGCCACAAGCGACCAGGGCCUUUUGCUCCAGGCUCUCAAUGCCUUGGCUGUGCUGACAGACGGCCAGCCUGACCUCCUGGAUGCCCAGGGCCUGCAGCUGCUCGUGGCCACACUGGCACAGAAUGCUGCCAACACUGACCUCACCUGCUGUGGGAUCCGCUGUGUGCGCCAUGCCUGCCUGAAGCAUGAAGAGAACCGGCAGGGCCUGGUGAAAGCCGGGGUGCUGCCCCUGCUAACUGCUGCUAUCACACAGCAUGGCCAGCACGCCGAUGUGGUUAGGGAGGCCUGCUGGGCCUUGCGUGUCAUGACCUUUGAUGAUGACAUCCGAGUGCCCUUUGGCCAUGCCCAUGAGCAUGCCAAGAUGAUUGUUCAGGAGAACAGAGGUCUGAAGGUGCUCAUUGAGGCCGCCAGAGCGUUCCCUGACAACCCGGGAGUCCUGAGUGAACUCUGCAGCACCCUGUCCCGCCUGACUGUGCGAAAUGAGUUCUGCCAGGAGGUCAUUGAUCUUGGAGGCCUUGGCAUCCUUGUGACCCUGCUGGCUGACUGCAGUGACCACCAGGACCUCGUGAAACAAGUGCUCAGCGCCCUGAGAGCCAUUGCAGGCAACGACGACGUGAAGGACGCCAUUGUCCGGGCAGGCGGUACGGAAUCCAUUGUGGCUGCCAUGACCCGACACUUGGCCAGCCCCCAGGUUUGUGAGCAGAGCUGCGCGGCACUCUGUGUUCUCGCCUUACGCAAGCCUGAGAACAGCCGGGUCAUCGUGGAGGCCGGUGGCGCGCUGGCCGCACUGCAGGCCAUGAAAGCCCACCCGCAGGAGGCCGGUGUCCAGAAACAGGCUUGCAUGCUGAUCCGGAACUUGGUGUCCCGCAGCCAGGCCUUCUCCAAGCCCAUCCUAGACCUGGGGGCAGAGGAGCUCAUUUCACAAGCCCGAGCUGCCCACCCGGACUGCGAGGAUGUGGCCAAGGCCGCACUGCGAGACCUGGGCUGCCGCGUGGAGCUUCGAGAACUGUGGACGGGAAAGCGGGGUGACCUGGCACCGUGACCCUAGCUCAGCGAGCCCUGACUCCAGAGCAUGGGAGCUCUGUGCCCUGCACUCUGUCCCCACCCAUGCGACCCAGAGCAGAAGUGUUGAGCAGGUCAGUGGUGGGAAGGGCAGGCGCAGCCCUUGGGGCCUGAGUCCCACAGGCAGCAGUGGUGACCCAGUGGCCCACCCCUUCCAAUGCCCUUUCCCGCCCACUUUUUCUUGGCAGUUCUAGGGCAAAGGGCGUGUGGAGCUGCAGCACUAUGUUGGAGUUUGGGGCUCCUGUAAGCCAAUGUCCCGACAGGGCCGGCCACUGGGCUGCAGUCCAGGCACCACUAAGCUGUCGGUAACCCUGCUCCUUAGGCAGGCACCAUGGGAGAGAUUCUUCCACCAAAGUUGGUUCCCCAAGAUCCACAUGAAUCCAUAUGGGGGCAGGGGAGAGACUCCUGCAAAUUGUCUUCUGAACUCCAUGCGUACACACACAAGUAUAAUAAAUAAAUGUAAUUUUAAAAA